Amoebophrya sp. A25 is the source of this 2407-nucleotide messenger RNA. NCBI's taxonomy places the organism in Eukaryota, Dinophyceae, Syndiniales, Amoebophryaceae. The record is from the annotation of a GenBank genome assembly.
AGGUCGGGGUAUUACAACAGCAGUCGUACAACACAAGAACAAGACUGACGACAGACGCUAUGAUAAUUUUGGUUUAAAAAAAUAUCAUUGAGCUAAUUUCUUUUUACAACACGAAGACCUUAUAGAGCAAAAACAAGAUGACGUCGAGUUCUUCAAAGACCAACUCUUCGCGAGGAAUGACGGUGUCUUCCACAAUUCCUAAAAGCCGAAGUAUCCCUCACGAACAAAACGUGGCAAUGACCAAGCCAACUCCUUCCAGUAGUUCCUCGAGUAGUUCAAGUUUUUCACGUGCGGUGCGUGGAGCAGUGGCCAAGAUGAGACCAGAUCCAGCGUAUUGGGACGAUUGCGACCGCGUAAUAGGGAGGAUACAGCGUUACUGUUAUGAGCUUCUCAUACAAGUAGAUUUUACUUUUCUUGUUCUAAUUAUACUAAUACUUCAUGAAGCAGUUCUUGAGUUGUGUAUGCUUAAACGAAGUGAGCGUGACUUUGGUAUUCUUAGGCUAAAGUCUUUAAAAGAUGAAGAUGAUUGUAUACUUCUUGCUGAUGAUAAGAUAAAUAUCACGACCCUCGUCCUCGAAUACCUUGCCGACCUAUACUGGGGAGAAAGAGUCGAAGUGAGACCAUUCGGAUCGUAUGCGCAAAGAACCGCUCUGCGCGGCUCAGACGUCGAUCUAGCACUGAUUUUUCAUGACCGCCUCGACCGAUUCGACGUUGACGUCCAUGACAAAGACAAAUGGCUGAAGCAAGAGAAGAUCGACGUGCUGAAGAGGCUAGCAAGGGAUUUGCGUAGAUACAGUGGGAGCUGUCGGGUGAUUACCCAAGUCUGGUUUGCGAAGAUUCCACUGCUGAAGCUGGUGUUCGACGAGGUCUUGGAAACGGAUGUCAGCGUAGGGAAAGGCACCAGCGGAGCGACUGAUGAGAAGAUACGAGAGCUGUUGGAACAGAAAGACUGGGUAGCCGCAGGCUUUUUUGCUGUGAAAAUGUGGGUGAAGAGGCGCCUCAUGGGCGUUCCGGAUAAAACGCCUGCUUUUUACGGUCUGAUCAAUUCGUUUUCGUGGGUGUUGUUGUACCUGUUCUUCUGCAUCGAGCGUGGAUACAUCCAGAGCUACGAAGCACUUGCGAAGAAGAAGAAAGAGGAUCUGCUAUGUCCACCUGACAGGAGCGUCUCCAAGGACAGGAGAGAUAGCGUAAUAUCUGUUGUACCAAGUCGUCGUGAUAAUGAGGAGGAGGGUGAUGUUGAGCUCUCAGACGAUGAGGACGACGCUCAAGAACCUGUAGCGAAAAGGCGGAAAGUCGAAACUACAGGACGAGGGAAAACCUCCAGCACUACAACUUCUACCACUACUGCUCUCAAAGGUGCGGUGAGCAAAGCGGGAAGCAAAACGAGGACCACUACGUCGAGUACUAGUAUUAAUUUGUUGAAUAAUACUAGUACCGCUGUUGACGACCUGUUCUUUCCACCAGAAGAGCUCUUCGAACAGUUUCUUUGCUUUCUUGAGUCUCUUGUUGAACAAGAACAGAAGCAGUUGUCUGGGAAAAAGCUGUCAGUUCGCUGCGGAAAACGAGUACCGGUGUCAUCGGACGGCUCUGAUUUCUCCGCCGAAGUAUUGUGGGUUGAGGAUCCUGCACAGCCCAGUAAUAACGCAGCGAGAUCGGUCCGUGUUACCGGAUGGGCCAUAGUCAAAUACGAAGUAGAGAGGACUCUGAAACUGUUGAGAGCAGACAACUCGAGAGCAGAUGGAGCUGGAGGAGAAAAGGUUGGAGAUCAGAAGAAUGAGAAUGAAGAAGAGGAUGGGGACACGGAGGAAGAAGGAGAGGACGAGAAAGGAGCCCGAGAAGGAUCAGGAGAAAGUAAAAACAGUAAGCUUUUCAACCAAGUUUUUGCUGAGCGCGAGAUUGGCUAUGAUGAACUAAAUGGCCGUAUCGAUCCGGGAGGUACUGGUGAAGUUCUCGAGGCGGCGAGUGCUUCUACCUAUAGGCAUCAAAAGGGUAGUACUAGCACUAGAAGCGGGACGUCUGGUGGGCAAAAGCCGUAUCACAACUAUACAAACAUGAACUCGUCGUCGGCAACUAGUGCAGGAGAGCGGAAGACGGGCCAAACAACUCUUAGACCUCUUAAUCGUACAACAAUAGGGCUCCAGCAGAACGGGUACAACAAUAGCGCCUCUAGUAGUACCACUUGGAGCAAUAUUAGUUCUUCAUCCACAAGUAGCUACAGCACACAACAACCCUCUAGAAAUGGCAUGUACGUAAACUUUGCCCCGCCUGCACCUAAGAAUGCCCCUCUUAGACCUCUUCCCAAAGCAGGCAAGGGUCUAGACCACUAUCAACGGACAGGGAGAUAUCGUUGAUCAUGAUGAUUUUUGCUCUUCAUGAGCUCCUCGGCGCAACAAUGUACGACUUUUCG